Priapulus caudatus is the source of this 310-nucleotide messenger RNA. RefSeq names its product tRNA pseudouridine synthase A-like. The annotation marks the transcript as partial. NCBI's taxonomy places the organism in Eukaryota, Metazoa, Priapulida, Priapulimorpha, Priapulimorphida, Priapulidae. The transcript is spliced from 3 exons. Gene Ontology annotation, biological process: tRNA pseudouridine synthesis. The record is from RefSeq and is a predicted model, not a curated record. Gene Ontology annotation, molecular function: pseudouridine synthase activity; RNA binding.
AUGGCACGCGCGGAAUUCUUGAUGAAGUAUUGGCUGAGGGAUGAGUUGGAAAAAGCCUUAUCGAAAGUAGCAAAUCAGCCUGUUCGAGUAACCUGUGCUGGUCGUACGGAUACAGGCGUACAUGCUACAGGGCAAGUGGUGCAUUUUGAUACAAAACACAAUGUUGCUUGGCAGUAUGAACCGCUCGACGACGUGGCGAUGAAUACAGCGGCUCAAUUUUUGUUAGGUGAGAACGAUUUCUCAGCCUUUCGAUCUUCUCGCUGUCAGGCAAACAUCCUGUUAGAGUCAUCAAGAAUAUGCAGCGUCGAAC